This is a messenger RNA of Lolium perenne, 711 nucleotides long. The record is from RefSeq and is a predicted model, not a curated record. NCBI's taxonomy places the organism in Eukaryota, Viridiplantae, Streptophyta, Magnoliopsida, Poales, Poaceae.
AUGCUCGAGACACUCUGGACAUGCAACGAGGAGUCUAAGAUGAAAGCCCUGGUGCUCAUGUGGGAAUGGUGGGGUGUGCGAAACAAGGCUAACGCUGGGGAGAUGGUCAGAAGUGCUGCUGAGGUUUGCCACAGCGUGGAGCGACACAUGAUGGACUUCCAGUCCAUCCGUCCUCCUCGAAAACCGCCUAAACCCCCUAAUAUCCUAAAGUGGGAGAAGCCCAAGGAGAACAUGGUGAAAGUAAACUUCGAUGGGGCUUUCAACAAGGUUAGUGGCACUGGUGGCUGGGGUUUUAUUAUCCGGAAUCAUCGCGGCGAGUUUGUGGCAGCAGGAGCGGGGAAGGUUGGUUUUCUCCGAGAUCCCCUGCACGCCGAGACCAUCGCUUGCCUUGCAGCUGUUGACGGAGCCACAAACCUGGGAGCUGAUCGCAUUACUUUUGAAUCAGACUCUCUAAACCUGGUACAGGCCCUCAGAAGCAAUGGCUACAAUCGUUCUGCCAUUGGUACCCUGGUGAUGGAGGCGAGAAGGAAGUGUAUGGCAAAUUUCAAAUCUUUCGACUUUUCCUUUUGCCGCCGGGCUUGUAAUUCUGCAGCUCAUGAGCUUGCACAGUAUGGUGUAAAGUCAGAGAUGUCUGACUACUUUUGGGUGGACUCUGCCCCCAAUUGUGUAACAAACUUUGUUGCCAGCGAUUUGGCUGAGCCAGUUGAGUAA